AUGGAGGAAGAAAGCAAAUUAGCAUUAGAGAAGCCAAAGGAAGAACAAAAAAUGCUAGUUGCACAAAUUUACAGAGAGAUUGAAGAAUUACAAGAUGAACUUGAGAUGAAUUUUUGGAAGAUAAAGAAUUUCGACAAGGUACAAUCUUCUCCGACUGAUCAUCGGUUUUUUAGUCACGACAACUUCCUUAAGUAUCACAUUAGUGAAAAAAUUUCUCUAAAUUUCAUAAUUAGGAGAGAAUGGGAAGUAUUAGAUUUAAAUCUAAUUAACUCUUCCAUUUAUGUUAGGGUUUAUGAGUCAAGACCUUAUCUUAUGAGAGCUAUAAUUAAAGGUCCUCCUAAUACCAUUUAUUAUAACGCAUUAUUUUGCUUCGACAUAUGUUUUACUUGUGAUUACCCUAAUCAACCUCCUAAACUUUUCUACCAUUCUUAUGACUAUGAUUUGAAUCCAAAUUUGAAAAAGAAUGGAAAAGUCAACCUACCACACUCUAAGAGAAAAUGUUCUUCUUCAAAUCCAUUUAGAAUAUUAGAUAUACUUGUCACUAUUCAAGGGUUUCUCAAUGAUGAGUUUUCAAGGAAUAAAAAAAAUGUUCUAAUUAUUAGAACAUGGGAGGCCAUGCUUGUGAUGUUAGAGUCACCAUUGGAGGGUUUUGAAAUCUUGGUUAAGGGACAUUUUAGAACUCAAGCCCAUGAAAUUCUUAGAAACUUUAAGAAUUAUAUGGAUUCUAAGGAUGAAAUUAUGAACAAGCUCUUCUUGAAGCUCAUCAAGGCGUUUGAAGCUAAUGGAACUUAUUGUAAGCAUCAUUAUAAUAAUCAAGUUCUUAAUCAUGAUUAUGAGGAAGCAAAGUGCAACAACGUCACGAAGAAAAAUGGAUACUCCAAAUUGCCAUUGUGUAUUAUGUAAAUAAUAGAGAUUUUAAUUUGUUGCUUUAUGUUAUUGUUAAUGUGCAAAUUGGAAUUGAGAUUAGUUAAAGUUACGA
Molecule: messenger RNA, 979 nt
Organism: Arachis ipaensis
Lineage: Eukaryota; Viridiplantae; Streptophyta; Magnoliopsida; Fabales; Fabaceae
Source: RefSeq, a predicted model, not a curated record